CAGGCAGGGGUGGUGUUUUCCGAGGGGGUCGUGAAGGCGGCAUCAGUCUCCUGAAACCUGGGUGUGUGCGGGCAGUCCAGUUCAGAGACUGAGAGAGAAAACACCAGCAACAUCCCAACGUCAGCCCAGCGGUGCCUGUCAUCUGUCACGGUGCUUGUUACUCCUUCUCCAGCGAGCGGACUGAGAAUGGGAAACUACCCGAGCUAGUUUCUGAAGAGGACGUAAAUUCAAGGGGAACUGUGCUAAAACUGCCAGGUUGAGUCAUUAGUUGCACCAUUUACCUGCAAAAAAAAAGGACCAGGGGCACAGUGGAAAUGCAGACUUUCCUGAAAGGCCGGAGAGUCGGCUACUGGCUCAGCGAGAAGAAGAUGAAGAAACUGAAUUUCCAGGCCUUUGCUGAUCUGUGCAGGAAAAGAGGAAUAGAAGUUGUUCAGCUGGACCUCAGCCAGCCUCUAGAGGACCAGGGACCCCUGGAUGUCAUCAUCCACAAACUGACUGACCUUAUCCUUGAGGCUGACCAGAAUGAUUCACAGGCUGUACUGUUGGUACAAAGAGUACAGGACUACAUUGAUGCCCAUCCUGAGACUAUCAUCCUGGAUCCACUUCCAGCUAUCCGAACUCUGCUGGAUCGCUGCAAAUCCUACCAGCUCAUCCACAGAUUAGAAAGCUGUAUGCGAGAUGAGAGGAUUUGCUCUCCUCCAUUCAUGGUCCUCAACACUGACUGCAGCCCAGACGUGCUGGAGCAGAUCAAGAGACAAGGACUCUCAUUCCCCUUCAUUUGCAAAACACGGGUGGCUCAUGGCACCAACUCCCAUGAGAUGGCCAUUAUCUUCAGUGAAGAGGACCUGAAGGAUGUGAAGCCUCCUUGUGUGAUUCAGAGUUUCAUCAACCACAACGCAGUGCUUUACAAAGUGUUCGUGGUGGGAGACUCCUACACUGUAGUGGAGAGACCUUCCCUUAAGAAUUUCCCUGCUGGACCUGCAGACAGGAGAGCCAUUUUCUUCAACAGCCACAAUGUUUCCAAACCAGAGUCGUCCUCAGACUUGACCUCGAGAGAGAACGUGGAGGGAGUGUCUCAGCCACCCAGUGAUGAUGUCAUCAGAGAGUUGUCCAGGUCAUUGCGAGAAGCACUGGGCGUGUCCCUGUUUGGCAUCGAUGUAAUCAUCAACAAUCAAACAGGCCAGCACGCCGUCAUUGACAUCAAUGCAUUCCCAGGUUAUGAGGGCGUCCCCGAGUUUUUCAACGACCUCCUGAACCACAUCAGCAGCGUGCUUCAGAGCCACAACCCUGACUUUCCUCCUGCCGGCGAGCAGCCCAAAGGCCUCCCGGUGAGCACCACGGUACCCAACGCUGCCCCGCCAGCCCCGGGCUGCUGCAGCAUGCUGGGAAAAGAGCUGCAGAGACUGGGCUGCAACUCGGCCAUGUCACCCAACUUCCAGCAGCACUGUGUCUCCACGAUAGCUACCAAGGCUUCCUCCCAGUGACUGACUCUCUUUUGUUCUUUUUUUUUUCUUUCUCUCCCAUCCCCUUACCUCCCCAUUUGAUCCCUGAACAAAUAACGGAUGACAGUGGUGAUAAUAAUAAUGAUUAAUAAUCAUAGUAAAUAUGAUGUUAAUGAUGAUAAUAUAUCUAAUCGAGACACAAACCUUUUUCCUAUAUAGUUAUUGGAAAUGAUGGUGAUUGGAUGUAAGCUUUUUUCCUCUCUGCCUUUUUUUCCCUCGUUUUGUCUAAUGAGACUUUAACAGUACUGUAAUGUGAACUUUGGGAACUUUUGUCUAAUAGCUGAUUUUAUUUUUCUCUCUCUUGCGUGAGGUCUCUGUGAUGAAAGGGUCCAGAAGAGGUAACUAAUUAGAAUGGCCGAAUCAGGACUGGAGAAUGAUGUGCCACUAGAUGUGCAAUGUAUGAUCCCUUGUAUCUCUCUCACACUCACUCACACACAGGCACAUUUACACUGUGGCCAACUGUACCAGUGAUGUGUGUUUGUAUUCUGGUCAAUACCACUGAGUGCUACGUGCAAGGGCGUAGAGAGAGGAGGCGUUUUGGGCAUUUGAACACUACUCCACAGAUCCCAGGUUGCUAUGUGACUGUGGCCAAUCGACUGCAGAGAGUGAUGAGAUUGUUUUAUUGGUUUAAACAAACAGGGGAGCAGUUGUUUUUUUUUUUUCCGAGUGCCAUCAAAUUUAAUUUGAGUGUAGGAGAAGAGAAAAAGAGCAUUAUUUUUCGAAUCUUAAGAGGAUAAAAUCUCCAUGACCAUGUGACCAAGUUUCUUUUCGUAAUGAUUGUUAGUGUGUGUGUGUGGGAGGGGGUGUUUUUCUGUGUGUUAGAUAAACAAACUACAUCCUUUUUGAGUCCCAGUUUGAGUCGCUCCAGUGCAGGAAGAUGAGGAUCACAUUCCCAUGUUUUUGUGUCUGUGGAUGUUUUCCGAGAAAUUCCAUGAUUUUUCAGAAUUCCAGUGGGAGCUUUCGUGGGGGUUCUAGUCUCCUUAAACAGAUACUCCACGUGUCUUCACCGCUUGUAUCUGUCACGCGAGCAAACUGAGGCAACCUUGACCGACGGACAGACUUGGGGCUGCUGUGUAGCUUGUCACUUUGGAUUAAUAAGAAAAUCAGGUGUGUGUGUGUGUGUGUGUGUGUGUACGUGUGUGUGUGUACGUGUGUGUACGUGUGUGUGUGUGUGUGUACGUGUGUGUUUGAAUACCCAUCUAAACUGAGUAUUCGUCUGAACAGUCUGAGAUAAUUGAGUUAUUUGUUCAGCUUUAUUGUCUCUCAGCGCUUCUUCCAGUUAACUAAACCAACAGUCCAAUCCACUCAUGUGCUUCAAGCCUUAUUCUCUGACCUGUCUGCUGUUCCAGCUGCUGUAUUUGUGUCACAUUUUAAGUGAAGGGAGGAGGUGGAGGUCCAGCUGUCGUUCCCAGUGUUCACUGUGAGAUUUUGUUUUGUUUUUUUUAACGAUUUUGUUAAAAUCUUAUAAUGUCCUUACAUCUACUAAGAGCAACUUUAUUUUAUUGAGAUUUUAUGGGGGAAAUGUUUUAUAUAAAUGAAAGAAGUGAUGUUUUUGAAGAAGUGGGUAUUUACAUAGAGGGACAGUAAAAUUCUGGGUCUUGCUGUUCAGGUGGCGUGAAAGGGACAGAUCAGCUGAGUGGUUGUUGCAUCCCUCUAGCAUCUAGUGGGAAAUGAGUGCCAACCUGCAGCAAAUACAGAUUACUGCAUUCCUUCUCUUGUCCCAGAGAGCUCCCCUUGCUGUCUUCUUUCCUCCAUCAGCAUCCAAGGGAACAGACCGUCCUCUUGCUUGCCCUGUGAGCGUGAAUAUUUGUGUCAUUGCGGCCACCUCACCAGCAUCUCUCUGGGACAAAAGAAGAGCGACGGCACUGUUGAAGUUGGCCUUCGCUACAUGUGUAAACAACCCUUCUGAGUAUCCUGGUUUUGAUUUGCCUUCAAAGUGUAGUGAAGCAACAAUAAAUUCAAAAGUACCACACCAGGUUCAAAUGAGUCUAGGUGUUUCCUCACCUAGGAAGCUGUGGUUGAGUCCCUGUUUAAAUUGGAGAAGGCUGAUUAUCUGUGUACGCCACUAUACUGUGUCCUAUCUCGUGUUCUUUACUGUGCUUCUAAAUGGGAAAUAUAAAUGGUUAAUCCCACUCUUGGUCAUUUCUGCAACCCAGAUGGUGUCAUCAUGCUCCCGGCUUCCACCUGAAUGUGUACUUCUUGGGUGUCUUGUACAGUACGUGUAUAUGCGCCUAUGCUUACAUCCGUACAGUAUGUCGUUUUGUAUCGGUUCUGUAAUUGAGAAGAAUCCUCAAUUUUGUGACUUUUUUAAUUAAAUGGCCAAUUCAACAGGGCAAAAUAAACAUGUGAAACUAA
Messenger RNA from Oreochromis niloticus (Nile tilapia), 3857 nucleotides. RefSeq names its product inositol-tetrakisphosphate 1-kinase b (gene itpk1b). Lineage: Eukaryota; Metazoa; Chordata; Actinopteri; Cichliformes; Cichlidae. The coding region runs from base 315 to 1484 and encodes 389 amino acids. The record is from RefSeq and is a predicted model, not a curated record. Gene Ontology annotation, biological process: inositol trisphosphate metabolic process. Gene Ontology annotation, cellular component: cytoplasm. Gene Ontology annotation, molecular function: magnesium ion binding; ATP binding; inositol-1,3,4-trisphosphate 6-kinase activity. The transcript has 11 exons.